Molecule: messenger RNA, 1495 nt
Organism: Miniopterus natalensis
Lineage: Eukaryota; Metazoa; Chordata; Mammalia; Chiroptera; Miniopteridae
Source: RefSeq, a predicted model, not a curated record
AUGAAGAAGACUAAAUCUGUCAGAUUUAAGGAUAUAGUAGAUGUAUAUAAAAAUCCUCCCAUCCAAUUGAUUGAUAAAGAAGAUAGCAAUGUGACUGAGCCAGCAGUGGAUAAAGAAGACAGCAGGGUGACAGAACCAGCAGUGGAUAAAGAAGACAGCAGGGUGACAGAACCAGCAGUGGAUAAAGAAGACAGCAGGGUGACAGAACCAGCAGUGGAUAAAGAAGACAGCAGGGUGACAGAACCAGCAGUGGAUAAAGAAGACAGCAGGGUGACAGAACCAGCAGUGGAUAAAGAAGACAGCAGGGUGACAGAACCAGCAGUGGAUAAAGAAGACAGCAGGGUGACAGAACCAGCAGUGGAUAAAGAAGACAGCAGGGUGACAGAACCAGCAGUGGAUAAAGAAGACAGCAGGGUGACAGAACCAGCAGUGGAUAAAGAAGACAGCAGGGUGACAGAACCAGCAGUGGAUAAAGAAGACAGCAGGGUGACAGAACCAGCAGUGGAUAAAGAAGACAGCAGGGUGACUAAGCCAGCAACAGAUAAAGAAGACAGUGAGGUGACAGAACUAGCAGUGGAUAAAGAAGACAGCAGGGUGACUGAACCAGCAAUGGAUACAGACAGCAAUGUGACUGAACCAGCAGCCAUGGAUACAACCAGCAGUGUGACUGAACCAACAGCAAUGGAUCCAGACAGCAAUGUGUCUGAAUCAGCAGUAGAUAGAGAGAUCAAUGUGACUGAACCAGCAAAGGAUACAGAAGACAGCAGUGUGACCGAACUAGCGCUAGCUUUAGCUAAGAGUGCCAUCACCGCUGCUGUUAAUACUGUGGAAGAAGAUGAUGAAUACACCAUCCAAAACAUCGACUGGCUCACACACGGUGAAUUCACACCAGAAAAGGGUCGUGAACAAAUUGAGGAGUUUGUUUUGACUUGGGAGUAUCAAGACCGCUGGGUGCACUACACAAAGUUGAUAGAGACGAGAGACCUGGUUCACAGCUUCCACUACAUCUACUCUGUACGCUGGAGUGUCCCAACUUCUCAGACACCCACAGCCUUCGGCUCUGCCUUUGCCUUCUUCACCAUCAAGUUCAACAAAAACAAACCUCCGGAUGCACCCAUUGAAGUCUCUUAUACCUUUGAAGGCCAGUCACUACUUCACAGACCAGGAACGACUCGUUUUCGAGAAAAUUGGGUGAGGGACAUGGUUGAGGCCAAACAUAUUUUAAUGAAGUCAUUUCCCUUCUAAUUCAAUUGUGUCCGAUUCUUACAGAAUGUUUUUUGAUUUGAUUUCUAAUCAGAAUGUAUUAAAAACACCAUACUGCACAUCAAACCACAUAAUAUUUAUUGAAUAAUAAACUCGUGGCACAUAAUCAGCUGUAUUUUGUUUGCAUUCAUUCAUUUUCCAUUUGGCAACUUCCAUCAUGCUAACAGAGUAACUGGUACGUUGUUUUCUAUUUCCUAAAAGGGUUUUCCCAUGAUUCUCUGCAUCAUUCAGA